Molecule: messenger RNA, 924 nt
Organism: Chaetomium globosum CBS 148.51
Lineage: Eukaryota; Fungi; Ascomycota; Sordariomycetes; Sordariales; Chaetomiaceae
Exons: 2
Coding region: 1-924 (307 amino acids)
Biological process (GO): positive regulation of mitochondrial DNA replication; DNA recombination
Cellular component (GO): nucleus; mitochondrial large ribosomal subunit
Molecular function (GO): single-stranded DNA binding; structural constituent of ribosome; DNA strand exchange activity
Source: RefSeq, a predicted model, not a curated record
AUGAACACCCUACGGCCGCUGCCGCUGCUCAGCAGCCGCCUCCUCUUCAGCAAUGGCGCGCGGACGACAACAAUAGGCGUGCGGUACGCCAGCACAGAGGCAGCCACUGCCACCGCCACCACACCAGAACCGACCGAGACGGCAUCCGUGCCGGCGAUACAAGGCGAGAGCAACUCGAAGAAGCCCGGCGGCCACCGGCCCCGAUCCAUCCUCCCCCCAGGCCACGCCGAGCGCAUCUGGGUGCACAACCACUUCAUCGCCAACCACAUCAUCUACUCCUUCACCCCGGAGAUGAACCCCACCAAAGCCUUCCGCCAAUUCGCCUACACCGGCAAAAAACUCGUCCCCGCCAAGCUCCGCAAGGACUACUGGCGGCCAAUGGCCGUGGUGGAGUUUGGGCCCGGGCGCGGCGACGUCGGCCGCAGCGUGUUCCACAAGCUGCGCGAGCUCAAGAAACGCCACCAGCUCGAGUGGGACGACCCGGCCAUGCUGCAAAUGGACCGCCGCGCGCGCGGCCGCGCGCUGAAUGAUGAGCGGGGGAAUGCGGUGGCCGAUAUUGCGGCGGUGUUGGCGGGGCGGGGGAAGGGGAAUCGUGUUGUUGUUGGUGCUGUGAAGGAGGGUGGGGAGGAGAAGGGGUUGGUGGUUGGGGGGGCGGCGGCUGAGGCUGAGGGGGGGAAUGCUGCGGAUGCGAAGAAGAAGAGGGAGUCCGAGUUGGCGGGCCUGCAGAGUGCGACUGUGUAUUGGGCGAACGAGCAGGACAAGUACUACGCGGAGGAGUGGACGGCGAAUGUGACCCAUGUGGUUGGCCUGCCGGAGAAGGGGGCGAAGAAGACGGAGGAGGCGGUGGUGGAGGAGGAGGAGGCUGCUGCUGCUGCACCUGCCGAGACAGAGGCGGCGGCUGAGACUCCCAAGACGGAGCAGUGA